UUUUCUGCCAAGGUCUGUAUCAGAUUUAAGACACAUGCUUCCUUGAAGGUUGCGAAGAAAGUUGGAAAACGAAUCUGGAUUACUGCUUUUUCCUUGCUAAAAAUACCAAUUUCUCGCUUGCAUGAUGGAAAAGUAUCGUAGCAACCAAGGGAGAUAAUCUGGGACUAGAUUUCUGCGGAAAGCAAGAAGAUUCUCGAGAAACUCCAAUUUACUUUGCUUUUAGUCAUUUGUCCAUCAUCUGCAUCUAUCGCUUCACUCUCGGAAAGAAAGAAAGUCGCAGGAAUCUACAAAUCUUCUCUUCCCCCCCUAUUUGGGUGGCUUCUAGCAAACUGCUAAUUCUCACAUUAUUUCUCUUACUCACCAUGUCCAUUAAAAUGGGCAUUGGCAGCUGUAUCCUCUCUAGUGUUUAACGGCUGGCAACGCGCUCUACCAAUAUGAUUAGACCGUGGGCAAUUGCAAACCUUUUUGUGUUUUCUUUGCAUCUUCUUCAGGGAUUUGACAAUGAGAAUAUGAAGGGAACAUCCCAGAACGAGCUGGAGAUGAAAAUCAGAUCUGCUGCAAAUCUCGAGGAGUUUCUUCGAAUAACUCAUCCCAGGGAGCUGAAACUUUGGAGAUGCAGAUCAAAGCUUAAAUCCUACAUUGGCUCAGAUUCCAGGUCUGCUUCCCAUCGCUCAACACGUUUUGCAGCUGCUUUCUAUGACAUUGAAAUAUUAAAGGUUAUAGAUGAGGAAUGGCAGAAGACUCAGUGUAUUCCCAGGGAAACUUGUGUGGAUGUUGGAAAGGACCUUGGCACCUCAACCAACACCUUUUUCAAGCCUCCCUGUGUAUCAGUGUUUAGAUGCGGAGGCUGCUGCAACGAAGAAGGAAUCUCAUGUGUAAACACGAGCACUUCAUAUGUUUUCAAGACGCUUUUUGAAAUCUCGGUUCCAUUAACACAAGCACCAGAACCCGUAACCAUCAAAAUAGCCAAUCACACAAGCUGCAAAUGCACGCCAAGUUCUCCACGGCUUUCGAAGGCCAUUAUACGAAGAUCUGUCCACUAUCCGGAAUACGGUUGCGACCAGGAAGAUACAAGCUGCCCGAAUGGAUGGCAGUGGGAUAGCAACCUGUGUGAGUGUGUGCUUCAAAGGGAGCCAACAAUCAGUAGAAGAAGGGAAGAACUAGCUAUAUGUGGAGCCCACAUGGAAUUUGAAGACAACUGUGAAUGUGUGUGCAAGCGGACAUGUCCCAGCAUACACCAUGUUCUGAACCAAGAGAGCUGCCUCUGUGAAUGUAGGGAGACACUAGAAAGUUGUGCCAAGAAACAGAAAAUAUUUUUUCCUGAUACAUGCAGUUGUGAAGACAAGUGUCCAUUCCAAAUAAAAGAAUGUCCCAACGGGAAACAAGUAUGUGCAAAAUAUUUUCAGUGUCCCAAAGAGAGAAGAGGAACAUCUUGGCUCCCAAGCAGAGAAAGCCCCUGAACAACACUACAAAUCAUGCUGCUUUGCAAGGUCUAGCUAUUUGACCCUAUCAAUGUUUGGACAUUUAAGUGCACAUUUAUGCAACCGUUAAGAAGUUCAUCUGCCCUUACUACUCACUGCUUCUGUGAGGGGAAGGAUCCUCAACAUUCAGGCAACUGGAGAAAAACAGGAGUACACCAAAAAAAAAACCAUCACUGAUUCCAGAGAGAAAGAACAGACAAUGUUGCAUAUCUGUGUGUAUUGCCUAACCGAAGAAAGCUAACUCUGGAAAAAGCCAGAACACGUCUAUAGUUCUAAUGUCAUUGCUCUUCAUAAGAAGUGCCAAGUAAAAACCUUGCUGUCCACAUAGUUUUUUCCAAUAACGUGUAGGCAGACGGGACAGAAUAUGGUUGCUGCUAUUAGAUAUUAAAAAGGUAUUCAUUAAAUCAGCAACACUUUAGGUAAUAUAUGCAAGUAUGGGAUCCUUUAUGUGGAAACCCCAUCCAGAAAGCUCUGAAUUAUGGAAAGGUCGUCUCCCAUAGACUUCAUUUAAUCCAAAUAAUCCACAUUUUUAAAAAUGAUUUCCUUUUUCUCUAUAACAAUUAAACAGUUCCCAGUUAACAUAUACUUUAUCCUUAUUGGAAGCAAAAUCAGCCUAUUGGGUUGAUUUUAUGUUAACUUGAUUUUAUAGUAGACAUAAGGCAUGAAGAUCCAAAUUAUGCAAAUAUCCAUUAUCCGGAAAACCCCAGGUCCUUCGCAUUCUGGAUAACAGGUCCCAUACCUGUAUUACAUUCUGUUUCUAUGUUUUCCAGGAGGCAGUGUUGGACUGGCCCACCGGGAUACCAGGAAAACUCCUGGUGGGCCCUGGUGUCAGUGGGCCCUCUUGCUUCUAACCAUUUAGCCUAUUUCAUGGUCAUUCCCUAUUUUUUUAAGGGGCUUAAUAAUAGAAGAAUAUAGUAUAUUUUGAACAGACUAGGAAAAAAAUAGAUUGUUUGAGGAGAGGAGGAAUAAUCGUUUGAAAAGUGGGCCCCAAGGACUAAGGUUUUCUGGAGGGCCCCUGAGAUCCCAGUCCGACACUGCCAGGAGGAAUAUACAAACUGUGAAGUGUGCUAACUUUGUUUUUAAACAAUUGCUUACAUCAAUAUUGAUUUUGAAACAAGUAGUCCUCCAACUUAAGACUUGGGCCAACCAGUAACUAGGGGGUUAUAUAUAUACUAAAAUGAUUGUAAGAAACCCUGAGGAUUGAAGGAAAGGAGCUCUAGUCCCAUGAAGCACGAUGGACAAUUAUAUUGAGGCUAAGAAGAGAAUAAUAAUGUGUAUAACCUGCUCUUGCCACAGUUAGAACAUAUUUCCAGCCCAUCAGUAUUCCAUAUCAUAUCAACUGAGUCUUGUGCUUGUGCAUCUAUAUGUUUUUUUUAAUUACUGGUCUAUAAAACAUAACGUGUUUAGAAAAGGAAUUCCAUUUGUGCAGGUUUUAUCUCCUUUUUUUUGAAAACAUCUUUUUAAACAUUUUUUAAUGAUGACCAUUAAAUUUGAUACAUAA
Xenopus laevis (African clawed frog) is the source of this 2982-nucleotide messenger RNA. It is a transcript of the gene vegfd.L, whose product is annotated as vascular endothelial growth factor D. Bases 435 to 1460 code for a protein of 341 amino acids. NCBI's taxonomy places the organism in Eukaryota, Metazoa, Chordata, Amphibia, Anura, Pipidae. The record is from RefSeq and is a predicted model, not a curated record. Gene Ontology annotation, biological process: vascular endothelial growth factor receptor signaling pathway; positive chemotaxis; positive regulation of mast cell chemotaxis. The transcript has 7 exons. Gene Ontology annotation, cellular component: extracellular region; membrane. Gene Ontology annotation, molecular function: vascular endothelial growth factor receptor binding; growth factor activity; chemoattractant activity.